AUGUGUCUGCAAUUGCUACUACAAUGCUGUUUACCUAGAUCACUUGGUGGAUUGCAAAGCACAGCUUGUUAUAUUUGCACAGAAGGCGUAGGGGCCGUUAAACGACUGCACGAACUUGCCCAAGUGUAUGUAGAGAGGUAUAAUGCAGUCACAAAUGUUGGUGUCAAGCGCAAGCGAGGCGAAAUGAUCCCAGAAUUCACCCGAAGCGACUUUUUGGAUGGAAUUUUUGUUGAGCAGCUUUACACUGUCGAUGACCUCAUCUAUCUCAUGCAAGCGAGACUACCCAUGUUACUGGCAGAGCGAGACACUAAGCUUGUAGUGUUGGACUCGGUCGCAGCCGUGUUUCGUCUGGAAUCCACGUCUUCUAUAAAGGAAGCGGCAGAGCGCUCUCGAACGAUGUUUCACAUGGUUAACUGCAUGCGCAUACUGAGUGAUCAGUAUGGCGUUGUCUUUGUGGUAAGUAAUCAGGUAACAGGCGACUUUGACCCUUUCUCGGACAGGAACGAGAUGCGACCGGCGUUAGGACUGUCGUGGUCGCACUGUAUCAACCAACGUCUCAUGAUUACGCGUGUUGAAGAAUCGACUCGUCGACUAAAAAUUGCUUUCUCUCCCUAUCUACCAGCAGAGACAUGCGCGUUUCAAGUCACGAGCGAUGGUGUGAGACCGGCGGACGGAGACUAA
This is a messenger RNA of Plasmopara halstedii, 681 nucleotides long. Its product is annotated as dna repair protein xrcc3. The transcript is spliced from 4 exons. Gene Ontology annotation, cellular component: Rad51C-XRCC3 complex; replication fork. The record is from RefSeq and is a predicted model, not a curated record. Gene Ontology annotation, molecular function: four-way junction DNA binding; ATP-dependent DNA damage sensor activity; ATP binding. Lineage: Eukaryota; Oomycota; Peronosporomycetes; Peronosporales; Peronosporaceae. The coding region runs from base 1 to 681 and encodes 226 amino acids. Gene Ontology annotation, biological process: telomere maintenance via recombination; resolution of mitotic recombination intermediates; t-circle formation.